Dipodomys ordii (Ord's kangaroo rat) is the source of this 1152-nucleotide messenger RNA. It is a transcript of the gene Insm1, whose product is annotated as insulinoma-associated 1. The transcript has 2 exons. The record is from RefSeq and is a predicted model, not a curated record. Gene Ontology annotation, biological process: neuron differentiation; regulation of cell cycle process; negative regulation of transcription by RNA polymerase II. Gene Ontology annotation, molecular function: RNA polymerase II cis-regulatory region sequence-specific DNA binding; DNA-binding transcription repressor activity, RNA polymerase II-specific. Gene Ontology annotation, cellular component: transcription repressor complex; nucleus. Lineage: Eukaryota; Metazoa; Chordata; Mammalia; Rodentia; Heteromyidae. Bases 1 to 1152 code for a protein of 383 amino acids.
AUGCCCCGCGGCUUCCUGGUGAAGCGCAGCAAGAAGUCCACGCCCGUGUCCUACCGGGUCCGCGGUAGCGAGGACGGUGACCGCGCGCUGCUGCUCUCGCCAGGCUGUGGGGGCGCCCGCGCCGAGCCCCCGGUGCCAAACCCCGGGCCGGGGCCGCUGCGUCCCCCACUCCCCCCGACCGCCGCCCUGCGUCCCCCGGGCAAGCGGCCCGCGGCCCCGUCCGCCGUCGUCGCUGAGCCGCCCGCCAAGGCAGCCAAGGCCCCAAGCGCCAAGAAACCCAAGGCCAUACGCAAGUUACACUUCGAGGACGAGGUGACCACGUCGCCGGUGCUGGGGCUCAAGAUCAAGGAAGGGCCCGUGGAGGCGCCGCGGGGCCGCGCGGGGGGCGCGGCGCGGCCGCUGGGCGAGUUCAUCUGCCAGCUGUGCAAGGAGGAGUACGCCGAUCCGUUCGCGCUGGCGCAGCACAAGUGCUCGCGCAUCGUGCGCGUGGAGUACCGCUGCCCCGAGUGCGCCAAGGUCUUCAGCUGCCCGGCCAACCUGGCCUCGCAUCGCCGCUGGCACAAACCGCGGCCCGCGCCCGCCGCCGCGCGUGCGCCGGAGUCCGAAGCCGCCACCCGGGCCGAGGCGCGCGAGGUUAGCGGCGGCGGCGGAGGCGGCAGCGACCGGGACACGCCGAGCCCCGGCGGCCUAUCCGAGUCGGGCUCCGAGGACGGGCUCUACGAGUGCCAUCACUGCACCAAGAAGUUCCGCCGGCAGGCCUAUCUGCGCAAGCACCUGCUAGCACAUCACCAGGCGCUUCAGGCCAAGGGCGCGCCCCCGGCGCCCCCGGCUGAGGACCUACUGGCCUUAUACGCGGGGCCCGACGAGAAGGCGCCGCUGGAGGCGGCCGGCGACGGCGAGGCGGCCGGCGUGCUGGGCUUGAGUGCACCCGCCGAGUGCCACCUGUGCCCAGUGUGCGGGGAGACGUUCCCCAGUAAGGGCGCCCAGGAGCGCCACCUGCGCCUGCUGCACGCCGCGCAGGUGUUCCCCUGCAAGUACUGCCCGGCCACGUUCUACAGCUCGCCGGGCCUCACGAGGCACAUCAACAAGUGCCACCCGUCCGAGAACAGACAGGUGAUCCUCCUGCAGGUUCCCGUGCGCCCGGCCUGCUAG